Messenger RNA from Cladophialophora immunda, 2633 nucleotides. RefSeq lists its product as uncharacterized. Gene Ontology annotation, biological process: tRNA processing. Bases 157 to 2391 code for a protein of 744 amino acids. The record is from RefSeq and is a predicted model, not a curated record. NCBI's taxonomy places the organism in Eukaryota, Fungi, Ascomycota, Eurotiomycetes, Chaetothyriales, Herpotrichiellaceae. Gene Ontology annotation, molecular function: RNA binding; metal ion binding; flavin adenine dinucleotide binding. The transcript has 2 exons.
GACUUGCUCUCGAUUUCAUAUUGCCUAUCAACUCGUACCCUGCCUGUUCCUAUUCUUGAAGGUGAUAUAGAGCUGAUAUACAACAGCGAUCUCAAGGACGUUCGCUGAGAUUCAGCGGUGGAACACCGUGGAGUGCUUUGUCACUGUGUCGCCCCGAUGGAAAAUUCUGCAGAUCAGCCUCAGUUUGAUAUGUCGGUCGAUGGGAUAUCAAAUGGUGUCACUGCAGAGAACAGACCAGGCCAAACACCCAAUGAGAUUCCAGCCAUUGUUAAGCGCAAGGUUGACGAAAUUGAACCGUCGAGAGACUCCCAGGAUCACAAACGGAGAAAGGGAACCGCACCCGUCAAAGAAGAAUUCCUGCUUCAGUCCGACGAUGUAAUCCGAACAGAAUUUGGUCGUGAUGGACCCAAUGAUGAUGCCGCUGAGGCCUUUCACCACAUGGACCGGCUACCAGCCAGCCAGAACAUCAAAGGUAACCGCCGUCGAGAGAAGAAGAAAGGUCAGAACAAAGCCCGCGAUUUUGGGACUUCGAGGGAUGAAGUAGGGUUGUGUUCAAGUCGAGCCUACAGGCCCGAGUUCUCGCCAGAUUCGUGUGCCUACGGUGACAACUGUCGUUUCGAACAUGACAUCCGAAAAUACCUCAGCGACCACAAAAGAAAAGACCUCUCCACGUUCAAUGGUCUGUGUCCUGUAUGGGAAGUGAAGGGGAAAUGUCCGGCUGGAUGGAAAUGCCGUUUCGUGGGAUCUCAUUCUAAAGAAGUAGACCACGGAGACGGCCGACUGGAACUGGUCUUGGUCGAGGAUGCUGAACGAAUGGCCAAAUAUGCUGAGACUGCAUUCGAAGACGAGGAGGCUGGCGUAGCGAACGCCCUCACUUCUCAGCAAAGAAUUGGGCUGACAAAGAGGAAAGUAUCAACUCCAAAAUCAGAUGAGUUUCUGCAUUGGCUCGACAAACAGGCCCAAAACCCAGCCCACCAGGGUCGAGGACGAAACAAAUCCUUUCGCAACUCCUCUUCUCCGGAACCCGAGUCUGGUCCAACUGGCCGAGACGGAGAGGGCAUAGGGGAAUCGAGAGCUGCCUUCCAGGAUCCUCCCCUCCGACCAUCGGAGAAACGUCGUCUGUACUUUGGGCCCGAGACGCCGAUCCUAGCACCCUUGACCACGCAAGGAAAUCUGCCCUUCCGGCGCUUGUGUACUUCGUUAGGGGCAACGUUUACUUACUCAGAAAUGGCCAUGUCUUUGCCGUUGUUGCAGGGACAGAAGUCUGAAUGGGCACUCCUUAAAGCCCAUGAAUCAGAGGUAGCUCCCCCAACCUUCUCGAUCAAGGGCAGCGACAACAUCGUCUUCGAAUAUGACCAGAAACAAGACCUUCGAUUCGGUGCCCAAAUCGCCGCCAACAAGCCUUGGCUCGCGGUCAAGGCAACCGAAAUCCUCACCACCUUAUUGCCUCGAGGUCUCCGAGUGGUAGAUCUCAACGUCGGUUGCCCGAUUGAUCUGGUCUACAAGGAAGGUGCUGGCUCGGCUCUAAUGGAUUCGCCACACAGGCUGGAGAAGAUGCUUCGGGGGAUGAACGUGGUCUCAGGUGAGACACCAGUCACAGUAAAGAUUCGAACCGGGACUCGGGACAAGCAGCCGACUGCACAGAAAUUGGUCGAUCGACUGGUGCUAGGCAGUGGACAUGGGCGGGGGAGUGCCUGUGGUGUUGCGGCGAUAACUCUGCACGGGCGAUCCAGGCAGCAAAGAUAUACCCGUUCUGCCGACUGGGAGUACAUUGCAGAGACAGCAUCUCUGAUCAAGGGGCUCAAUGAGAAGGCAGAUACUCUGGCUGACACUAUCCACGAGCCGGACGAGCGUGACCAACCAAAUGGCCACAAAGGCUCACGAAACGGCAAAGUCUUCUUCAUUGGCAACGGCGACGUGUUCUCACACGAACAUUACUAUGACCAUAUGCAGCAUGCCGGGGUCGACGGAGUCAUGGCAGGUCGAGGGGCCCUAAUCAAGCCAUGGCUCUUUGAAGAAAUCGCAGCGGGGCAGUAUCUGGACAAGUCGUCAUCGGAACGACUGCAGAUGAUUGAGCGGUUCUGUCGGUUCGGGCUCGAGGCAUGGGGAAGCGACGAGAUCGGCGUUGGACAGACGCGACGGUUCUUGCUGGAGUGGCUCAGCUUUGCCUGCCGAUACGUGCCUGUCGGGCUGUUGGAGUAUCUGCCGCCCAACAUCCAGGAUCGACCUCCUCGAUACAAAGGACGGGACGAGCUGGAGACGUUGAUGGCGAGUGACAACUACCAGGACUGGAUCAAGAUCAGCGAAAUGUUUCUAGGGCCCGCGCAUCCCGACUUUCGAUUCGAGCCGAAACACAAAUCCAACAGCUACGAGAUUCAAGCGGAGGGGUGAAUGGAUCGAGGGCCUGCGAAAAGAUUAGGGGGUUGUACAAAACAGCGUGCGACGGCGUAGAUUGAGCCCAACGAUACUUGUCAAGCGUCAGGCUCGAGCCAGAUGGAUGGAUGAUUGUAGACAAUAAGCCGCGGCGGCUCCCAGCCGCGUGCCAGGUCGCAGGUUAUGCAAGGCUUCGGGCAAACUUGUGGAUAGAUGUGUGCUGACAUGUGCAAAUGAUAAUGGCCCCCCCAGAAUCACGG